This is a messenger RNA of Dryobates pubescens (Downy woodpecker), 1182 nucleotides long. It is a transcript of the gene IQCG, whose product is annotated as IQ motif containing G. Bases 1 to 1182 code for a protein of 393 amino acids. The transcript is spliced from 9 exons. The record is from RefSeq and is a predicted model, not a curated record. Gene Ontology annotation, cellular component: cytoplasm; sperm flagellum. Gene Ontology annotation, molecular function: protein binding. Lineage: Eukaryota; Metazoa; Chordata; Aves; Piciformes; Picidae. Gene Ontology annotation, biological process: cilium organization; sperm axoneme assembly.
AUGGAAAAAUUCACUCCUCUGGAAGCUCUGCUCUUUACUGCUGUGCUGGAGAACUGUGUUGAUCAGCUCUCAAUUCUUGGAUACAUCAUGCCAGUUUCAGAUGAGAGCAAGACAGACAUCAACAACAAAAUCAUAGAGACCCAGGAGGAGCUGGACACUGACUACCAAGAGUGUAUGUCAGCAAGGCAAGGGAAUGGGGAAACAGUUACCUCCAUGUCUCAGAAAAGCAUUGGACACAAGCAGCAUCUGGAGAAAACUGAAGAUCUGAGAAGUACCCAUCCUCUUCCCAACAGGGCCACAAAACACAGGGAUCCAUCUACAAAGAUUCUCAGGAAAAUUCAGGCUGACAGGCAGUAUGCAACUGAUGUCAUCACAGUCACCAUGAAAAAGAUGCAGGAAUCAGGAACAUUUAAUAGUCUAACAAAAGCCAAUGAGAGAGAGAAGGCAAAAAAGAGCAAGUUUCACGACCUUCUCAUCAGGGCAGAGGAAGGAAAGAGGGAGAUCAAGUCACUCGAGAAACAGCUGCAGGAUGUCAAGAAAGAAACUGAAAUAGAACUUCAGGACCGAGAUGAUAUGAUUGCCAACCUCAAAGAUGAGCUUCAAGAGAUGAAGGCCAAAAUGGACAGGGAGAGCAGCUACACGAAGAAAAGCACGGAUGUCCGGGUCCACCAGACCCAGAAGAAGUGCAGCAAUACAGAAAAUAUCCUGGACAAGGAAAUUCAGAAGUUGAAGACCAAAACUGAUGAGGAGAUUCGAGUCCACAUGGAGAUUGAAAACUUCCUCAGGCGACAGCACGAGAAGCUGGAAGAGAAGCUGAAAUACUGGAUGGACAAGUAUGAAAAAGACACAGGUGCUAAAGAUGAAGAGUUGGAUGCUUUAAAAGCAUCAAAGGCAAACAACUUGGAAAUCCUGCAGAGACUUGCUGAGGAGUGCCAGAUGUAUGAGGAAACCAUCAUCAGUGACCGGGCAGAAAAGGAGGCUAGAAGAAAACAAGCAGAGCGGGAUGCCCUGGAGCUGAAGAGCACCUUGAAGCUGCAGGCCUGGUGGAGGGGUACAAUGGUUCGCCGGUACCUUGGCCACUACCAGGCCCUCAGGCUGUUUCUGGAGAAGCGACGACAAGGAGCAGCAGAAAACGAGAAAGGGCAACAAGGGAAAUCUGGAGCAAAGAAAAAGCCACGAUAA